GUCCGGUUCGUGCUCAAAGGAACAACCGAUAUGAACCCCUCGCUUCCGGUAAUGCCUCCUUUUCGGCAGCGGCUAUUUCCUCGCCAACAUGCCACUCGCAAAAGACUUGUUGCAUCCAUCCCCUGAGGAGGAAAAGAGGAGGCACAAGAAGAAGCGUCUUGUUCAGAGUCCCAACUCGUACUUUAUGGAUGUGAAGUGUCCAGGAUGCUACAAGAUCACGACAGUGUUCAGCCACGCUCAGACAGUAGUUCUGUGUGUUGGCUGUUCAACAGUCCUGUGUCAGCCCACUGGAGGCAAAGCACGUCUCACAGAGGGGUGCUCAUUCAGGAGGAAGCAGCAUUAGCUGUCCUCUCUGAAGCUGAAGAGGAGAGGAGGGGAUGGACUGGUUGAUAUCGGCGUCUUCUGCCUCGGGGACACCGGUCUGAUCUGAGAAGAGACCUGAAGAUGGACCUCCACUGUUGAUGUCAGCAGUUUGGUUGUUGCUGUAACUCCACCCUCCAUCCCUGCCUCUCUUAAUAAAAUAUUGUUUUGGCUAAAUAAG
This is a messenger RNA of Labrus bergylta (ballan wrasse), 541 nucleotides long. RefSeq names its product ribosomal protein S27, isoform 1 (gene rps27.1). Gene Ontology annotation, cellular component: ribosome; cytosolic small ribosomal subunit. Gene Ontology annotation, biological process: ribosomal small subunit assembly; translation. Lineage: Eukaryota; Metazoa; Chordata; Actinopteri; Labriformes; Labridae. The record is from RefSeq and is a predicted model, not a curated record. Gene Ontology annotation, molecular function: structural constituent of ribosome; RNA binding.